Molecule: messenger RNA, 1773 nt
Organism: Procambarus clarkii (red swamp crayfish)
Lineage: Eukaryota; Metazoa; Arthropoda; Malacostraca; Decapoda; Cambaridae
Source: RefSeq, a predicted model, not a curated record
AUGGCGAUGUACGGCAAAAAGCACUGCUUCUCUUCUGACCAUGUUGAAGGCAUUCUUAAUGUUCAGUUUGAUCAUGGCCUUUUCGUCAAAAAGGUUGUGAGCACCCAGGUUGUGAGCACCAUGGUUGUGAGCACCCAGGUUGUGAGCACCCAGGUUGUGAGCACCAUGGUUGUGAGCACCCAGGUUGUGAGCACCCAGGUUGUGAGCACCAUGGUUGUGACCACCCAGGUUGUGAGCACCCAGGUUGUGAGCACCAAGGUUGUGAGCACCCAGGUUGUGAGCACCAUGGUUGUGACCACCUUGGUUGUGAGCACCCAGGAUGUGAGCACCCAGGUUGUGAGCACCAUGGAUGUGAGCACCCAGGUUGUGAGCACGCAGGUUGUGAGCACCCAGGUUGUGAGCACCAUGGUUGUGAGCACCCAGGUUGUGAGCACCAUGGAUGUGAGCACCCAGGUUGUGAGCACGCAGGUUGUGAGCACCAAGGUUGUGAGCACCCAGGUUGUGAGCACCAUGGAUGUGAGCACCCAGGUUGUGAGCACGCAGGUUGUGAGCACCCAGGUUGUGAGCACCAUGGUUGUGACCACCCAGGUUGUGAGCACCCAGGUUGUGAGCACCAAGGUUGUGAGCACCCAGGUUGUGAGCACCAUGGUUGUGACCACCUUGGUUGUGAGCACCCAGGUUGUGUGCACCCAGGUUGUGAGCACCAUGGAUGUGAGCACCCAGGUUGUGAGCACGCAGGUUGUGAGCACCCAGGUUGUGAGCACCAUGGUUGUGACCACCUUGGUUGUGAGCACACAGGUUGUGAGCACCAUGGUUGUGAGCGCCAUGGUUGUGAGCACCCAGGUUGUGAGCACCCAGGUUGUGAGCACCAUGGUUGUGAGCACCCAGGUUGUGAGCACCCAGGUUGUGAGCACCAUGGUUGUGACCACCCAGGUUGUGAGCACCCAGGUUGUGAGCACCAAGGUUGUGAGCACCCAGGUUGUGAGCACCAUGGUUGUGACCACCUUGGUUGUGAGCACCCAGGAUGUGAGCACCAUGGGUGUGAGCACCAUGGUUGUGAGCACCCAGGUUGUGAGCACUCAGGCUGUGAGCACCCAUGUUGUGAGCACCCAGGUUGUGAGCACCAUGGUUGUGACCACCUUGGUUGUGAGCACCAUAAUUGUGAGCACUCAGGUUGUGAGCACCAUCGUUGUGAGCACCAUGGUUGUGAGCACACAGGUUGUGAGCACUCAGGUUGUGACCACCCAGGUUGUGAGCACCAUGGUUGUCACCACCUUGGUUGUGAGCACCCAGGUUGUGAACACCAUGAUUGUGACCACGUUGGUUGUGAGCACCAUGGUUGUGAGCACCUUUAUUGUGAGCACCAUGGUUGUGAGCACCCAGGUUGUGAGCACCAUGGUUAUGAGCACAAUGGUUGUGUGCACCAAGGUUGUGAGCACCAUGGUUGUGAGCACCAUGGUUGUGAGCACCCAGGUUGUGAGCACAGUGGUUGUGUGCACCAUGGUUGUGAGCACCAUGGUUGUGAGCACCACAGUUGUGAGCAACAUGGUUGUGAGCACCCAGGUUGUGAGCUCCAUGGUUGUGAGCACCAUGGUUAUGAGCACCAUGGUUGUGAGCACAGUGGUUGUGUGCACCAUGGUUGUGAGCACCAUGGUUGUGAGCACCAUGGUUAUGAGCACAGUGGUUGUGUGCACCAUGGUUGUGAGCACCAUGGUUGUGAGCACCACGGAUGUGAGCACCAUGGUUAUGAGUACCCAGGUUGUGAGCAACUAG